AUGGUCGGCCACGAUGGGACCAGCAGCAACGGGCUAGGACGAGUCGCCUUCUGGAAUGUCAGCAUCCCGCCGUCUGACUGGACAGACGAAUGUCCAGAAUACCUGCAGUAUGCGUUCAAGGACCACAAAGACCGCGGCGUUUUGAGCACGCCGGAUACCGAGUACCAGCGGCAGAGUUGGGAUGAAGUCCGGGAGUUGAUCCGUGGGAAUCGACUCGACUUGUUCAAGCGGGUACCGAGCCAGCUACGACUGUAUAGGGAGUACUGCCAGCAGUUGAUACGAGAGCAUGGAAGCAUCAUGAAUUUUGUGUUGAAGGAGAGAUUGCAUUGGGGGGAUCUGAACUUCUCGGCCAAUGACUACAUCAUCUUAUACAACGACUGGCCGUACGGCGUGGACGAACGGAUUGUUCAUCUCGUCGUGUGGACCAAGUUCGAGCUGCCUGCCGACGCGGCGUCUGAGAUUGGUGAUAUGUCUACAACAACGCGCGAAUUCGUCAACGACUUUGUAGAAAAGACGUUUGUGAGUACCUGCGGUCGCGAGAAUGUGAUUUGGUUCAAGAAUUGGAACAGCCUGAAGAGCAUCCAUGCGGUCGAGCACUUCCACGUGAUGCUCUAUGAUCCCAAUGCGGGGUUUGUUCGACGAGUGACGCAUGGAGACCGGCCGCUUUUUGAGAAGGUGGUCUCGAGACAUGCAAGUUGA
Molecule: messenger RNA, 699 nt
Organism: Zasmidium cellare ATCC 36951
Lineage: Eukaryota; Fungi; Ascomycota; Dothideomycetes; Mycosphaerellales; Mycosphaerellaceae
Exons: 3
Coding region: 1-699 (232 amino acids)
Biological process (GO): N-acetylglucosamine metabolic process
Cellular component (GO): cytoplasm
Source: RefSeq, a predicted model, not a curated record